UUAACAAGUUAACGUCGUAAUUAACCUAUUUGUAAUGAAUGCAAUAGUUGGCUUAUGUCAUUUCUGUGAGGCUCACGGGCCCCGACCGUUAUUCUGCACAUUCACGACGGAUGACGAGCAGCACACCACCGAAUCCUCAAAAUGCACUGCACAGUGCUGUGGAUGUACUUCGCUGGGUCCAGAGACUGUCCUUGUGUCGCGGGAUGACGAUGGUUGUAUAUACUGUAGUAGGGAGUCAGUUCCUAAUCCGGAUGUAACAGCUUUUUUGAGACAAGCUGCUAUUAGAAGCAUAACUUGUGAGGUAAGCUGGAGUAAGGAAGGAGGUGUAGUCUAUUUUAGUGACACUAGAGGCCAUGUACUGAGCCUCACCUUUCAAAUCAGAGACACUCGCGCCAGAGGACUCAAGCGGUGGUUCUCCAUUGUAGUGCUGAUGAAAGAUAAAAUGUUGCUACUUAAUAUAACUCCUUUAUUGUCAGAACAUAUGCAGAAAAUAUCAAAAGAACUUCAAGACUUAGCGGAGGUAGUUUAUGACAAUGAACAGAAAGUUUGUUCCCAAAGAGCAUUGAGACUUAAAACUGGCAGAAAUGACUUCGGACAGUCUAGGUCACUCAUGCAGCUAACUGGUGAUGAAAAUGUAUUCAAAAGGCUGCACUCCCACUUUACGUGGAUGCUCAAGGCCGGCGCUCUCACAUACUCCGAGACCCUCUACACCAGCCGAGACAUGCUCAACAAACUCCAUCCCGAUGCCACAAGAGGCACCAUAUUUGAGCCGAAUGCAUGUACAGUGGAAGAAUGCAUAUCAUUGAGAGCAUUGGAGAAUUUAAUGAGUAAAGAGGUGUUUAGGAUACUGCUAUACUGUACAUUGUGUGGAGUCAAGAUUGUCAUCAAAUCGUCCCACACUGACCCCAUAGUCAUUGCUAAAGGCUUGUCGCGACUCCUCCCUGUGACCAGCUACGACAGAGUUCCACACAUAAUAAUCAGCAGUGAAGAACAAGUGAAUAGUCCAAAUGUUUGUGUUCUUGAAGAGCUGUGUAGUCAUUUUAGCUGUAAAUGGCAGGGUGCUAUACCUAAUAAAUGUCCAACACUGAUGAAUAGGAUAGAGGCCGCCAUUGCUAACACAAAAUUAAAUGACGCAGUACUACACCAGCAUGUCAAAUUUUUACAACUCGAGUGGCAAGGGAUUGCAAAAUCGGUGAAGGCAGCAAUCACCAGCUCCGGCCCGAGUUCUAGCAACGUAACGAAGCUGAAGCAAGUACUGAGCGUCACUCAACAGGACGAAGCCCUCGUCAACUAUUGGAUCAGCAACUUCUGUAGCUAGCGUACUUACUAGUCUGGCUUAAUAUCUGUGAUAAUUUGAUAAACUAGUUAGAAAAAAA
Molecule: messenger RNA, 1376 nt
Organism: Cydia splendana
Lineage: Eukaryota; Metazoa; Arthropoda; Insecta; Lepidoptera; Tortricidae
Gene: BHD
Product: folliculin
Exons: 7
Coding region: 35-1318 (427 amino acids)
Biological process (GO): positive regulation of TORC1 signaling; positive regulation of transforming growth factor beta receptor signaling pathway; negative regulation of transcription by RNA polymerase II
Cellular component (GO): cytosol
Molecular function (GO): GTPase activator activity
Source: RefSeq, a predicted model, not a curated record